Dichomitus squalens LYAD-421 SS1 is the source of this 828-nucleotide messenger RNA. RefSeq lists its product as uncharacterized. The record is from RefSeq and is a predicted model, not a curated record. The transcript has 3 exons. Bases 1 to 828 code for a protein of 275 amino acids. Lineage: Eukaryota; Fungi; Basidiomycota; Agaricomycetes; Polyporales; Polyporaceae.
AUGGCGAACUCCUUGCUAUCCCUUCGCGGUGGGCUCUGUCUCACCAUCGUCACCCUUUACGCUACACUGUUCGUACUUGUCGGUCUUUCCACCCGAGUCUCAGGGCGUCCUGCGCAAGUGAACGCGGGCUCCGUCGACACCGCAAGCGUGAUCUUCGGCCACAACACCGGUGAUGUGUUUUUGACGGACGAAUACAUGUCGUCAGCCACUCCUGCAAUGCUGAGCGCAUUCAUGAUGUCUGCCCUCUUGUUCAUGUCUGCAUUCCUCUUCGUCAAGGCCAUCCGGACGCAGAUCGGGAGACAGAAAGGCUUGCCGAUCCCAGUAAGCCGUCUGGCAGGCAUCGACACGAUCGAGGACAUCUUCAAGCUCGGGAAGCGAGCGAGCGGGGGUCCCGACGUGACCGACUCCCUAACGGAACACCACCGCAGGCACGCCCCCUUCGCCACUCCUGGCAAGCCCAGCAGGACCAGUCCCCUGAAGGAAUCUGUGCCUGAUUCCUCGGUCGCCUCUCCUGCUCCUUCGACUCCGCUCCUCGUGUCCUCGAUCGACUCUCCGUCCGUGUCAUCCCCACGCACGCCGUACGACCCUCUGUACACACCGGUCCUGCCUCCCUUCUGCCCGCGAGGCGACAGCCCGGACUUCAAGAAGACGCGUCGCGUCUUCGGCAUCCUCGUCAAUCGUUCCCCGACCAAGAGUGGGUCCGAAGAUUUUGACCCCGACGACGGGCACUAUCUCCGCGCGGCGUUGGGGCUGACGCACAUGCAGAGCCCACCUAGGGUUCGCAACCAUUGGCGGACUGUGAACGAGUGCGCCGUGCACGAGAAGUAG